CACCCAAGAGGUUGCUAGCCGCUCUUGCCAUGGCGCCGCGUCCCCGCGAAGCCCCGCCAUUGCCUGCACCUCGUCCCGGCGAAGCGCCGCCGGAGGAGAAGAGAGGCGUCUCCGUGUCGUCAUUACCUUCAUCCAUUGACCAGGAACUCCUCAGAGCCGUUCCAAUGCACUUGGUUUUGGCAGGCUGUGGACAGCAAUGGGUGAAUCGGGCGAGGGAUGAAUACCACCUCAGCCAGCGGGUGAAUGAGAUCGAUACAUUUUUGAGUCACGACUGGGGGACGAAGCGUUGGCUGAAAUACGCUACAUUGCUGGUUUAUUUCAAUAGUGUACCGGCCGCCUUGGCAAGUUUGCUGAUGUGCAUGCUGGUUUGCGUCCUCAUCAUAUUCAGAGUAUUAGAUGGAUGGCUUCCUGGCACACUCACCAUCCAUGGUGCUUACUGGUUUGUGUUUGUGUUUUGGCAGAACAUUCGAAGCCUCUACAAAAAGAAUAUGGCUUUUCUCGACCGACUUUGCAUUGCGCAGCACGAUGUGGAUCUGAAAAAGCAAGGGAUCCUUUCAUUGGGUGGAGUUCUUUCCAAAUCUCGAAAGCUUGUGGUUCUGUGGAGUCCACGAUAUUUCACACGUUUGUGGACAGCCUUCGAAUUGUCGUCCUUUUUGAGGGAAAAUGAAGGCAAAGGGAAAGACAUCAACUUUGCUCCAGCAAGCAUGGGUCCGCUGCUUGUGUACUUUUCAGUGUUUGAAACGCUGCUUGUCACCAGCUUCCACAUUCUUGUAGCUCGAUAUGUGGAGUCGGUGCUGCAACAAGAGAAUACAUAUUUGAGCAGCUUGUGGCAUUUCACAGCUACAAUGCUCGUGAUUUGUGCGCCGGCAUUUUUGGUGAUUGCACCCAUCGUCCUUUACCUUGGCACAAUGCAGAUGAAAGCUUUGCUGCAGCUGGGAAAACAGCUGGAUGAUUUCAAGAUUCGAGAUGCUCAGUGCAGCUGUUGUCAGUGGAACCAUUGCCAUCCUGAAACUGGCGAAAUACUCUUAUGCGACCGGAUGCUGGUUUUCCAAACAUUGAAACGAUGGUAUCCCAGCGAGACUUCUUCCGAUGCUCAUUUGGACCGAUUUGAUGAGAUGGUUCACACUGAGCUGGGUGGCUUUGUCCGGAAUAUCCUAGGCAAUGGUGCUCCACCAUUGUGGCAGGUGCUGGCGCUCACCGUGCAUCCCUUGCUUGGUUUCUGGUGUUUGUACGUCUACCUGGCUGUGAAUGAGCACCUAUUCCCCUAGUCGGCCCUUGGCUGGAUGAUCGGCUGGUUUCAGGCCCCGCCCAUGGUGUACCUCGCGUUCUGGCAAUUUCUGCAGACUUGGAGGAUGGGCGCACGCUUGGCCGAUCGGUGCCCGCUGUGGCUGAUCUUGUUCCUCGGAGCAGCGGCCGGCAUCAGUUUCAAUGUUGCGGUUUGGUUGCAGUACAAUUUGUUAAAAUAUACUUUCGGACAUGAUUUCAAUUGGCCUGUCUUUGGCUCCCUCGUGUUCAUGUGGGUCGUUUUCAUAAUUCCAUACAUUUGGGAAUAUUCUCCCAAUCUGUGCAGAAAAGUCACAGGU
This is a messenger RNA of Durusdinium trenchii, 1583 nucleotides long. The record is from the annotation of a GenBank genome assembly. Lineage: Eukaryota; Dinophyceae; Suessiales; Symbiodiniaceae.